AUGGAGCACAUGGACUCUGCACAUAAGGACGUGGAGGCGGUGAAGCCGCCACUCAAAGCUACGCCGCCGACCCCGAAAGGGGUGUGGGGCAGCCUGGUGGGCGCCCAGCAGACAUGCUACCACCAUGCCUCCCUCGUGUGGGACAAGCUGUCGUAUGCCCUCAACUUUGAGUGGCUGGCGCUGGGGCGCAUGCCCUCGCUCAUCCUCUUUGUGCUGCUCAUCAUCGGCCUCUCCCUCACGGUGGGCCUCACCGGCCAGUCCGUCAAGGACGGCGUCACGCUGGGGGUGGAGUUCGGCGGCGGCUACCAGCUCAUGUACUCGUGCUACCAGAAGGAGGGAGGGCCGCCAGUCACGGAUGAAACCAUGCAGGAGCAGGGUACCUUGGCUUUUGAGCUGUGUGAAGAGAACGGCCAGCCCAACGCCCAAGUGACAGUACUGCUGCCCAGCAAAAUUCAGAUGGUGCUGCCAGGAGUGUCAGACACAAGCGAAAUAGGCCCCAUCCUGGAGGGCUUGGAGGAGCUGCCGCUGGGCAUGCAGGUGCGCUCCGCCAUCUCCAUGAGCGGCACCCAGGGCAAGGAUGACCUGCACAAGACGGUGGUGGCUGCCGGCAUCGCCCUGGGCAUCGUGUGGGCGGGCCUGGUGCUGCGCUACCGCGCCGCCGGCCUCCUCGGCUUCUUCCUCUCCGUCGUCUUCCUCUGGCUCCACCUCGUCCUCUUCAACGCCUCCUCCUACGCCCUGUCUGACGCCGCGAUCGUGGCAGUGGUGCUCAACAUCGGGCUGGCGGCAGACGCCCACAUCAUCGCCUUUGAGCGGGUGCGAGAGGACCUGCACGCGCUGCCACGCGGCGCGGGGCGGCCUCAGGGCCUGGCCGCCCUGCACUCCGCCCUGCGCAUCUCCCUCAUCACCGUGCUGGAGGCCAACAUCACAACCAUGCUGGCCAUGGUGGUGCUGUACGGGGUGGGCACAGGAGGCACCGUGGAGUUUGCCUUCACGGUCAUCAUCUCGGUGUGCGCCUCCAUUCUGAUCAACGUGCUGCUGGCGCGCGCCCUGCUGCGCCUGGCUUGGAAUGCUCAGCUCGUCUCCUGCGGCGGCUUCUUCGGGGACAAGGGGCCCGUGUAUGAUGAGGAGCGGAAAGAAAAGUACGAGCGCAUCAACAGGUGGGUGCUGUGGCCCUACUGGAAGCCCAAGCGCCGCGUCACAUUGGACUUUGUGCGCUACUGGUGGACGGGGGCGCUGGUCACCCUGGCCGUCAUCAUCGGCGGCAGCGUGAUGCUGGGCGUCGAGGGGCUCAACUGGGGCGUGGACUACACGGCAGGCACCUCUGUGUCCAUGCGCAUCCCUCCACCAUAUGACUAUACAUGCGACUCUGUGAUCAGGUAUGCUGAGUAUCGCACCAACACCACCGUCUCUCGCUGUACCAUGGACGACGUGGGACAUGUGGACCUGAAGUUCAAGGAUGCUGUGGACCCCUACAACGUGCAGCUCAUCAUCUUCCGCAUCACGAAUGUGCUGGGCGGGCCCAUUGUGUACAACGAGUACACCAUCGACAACGAGCUGGCCAAGGACCAGUCCAAGAAGGCGGUCAUCGCCAUGUGCGUCUCCGCCGCCGUCACCUGCGCCUUCCUGCUGCUGCGCUUCGGCCCCGGCUUCUCCUCCUCGGGCCUCCUCUCCAUGGCCUCCACCGCCAUCUUCACCGUCAUGUGCUUCGCCAUGGGCCAGUGGGAGGUCAACCUGCCCACCGUCUCGGCCCUGCUCACUGCCUUCUCCUACGCCAUCAACGACUGCGUGGUGGUGGCCAAGGAGGUGGAGGACGGCGGCACGGUGGACAACGCCGCCGCCCUGAAGAGCGUGGUCAACCGUGCCAUGUCUCUGGUCACCAUCCGGUCGCUGCUGACGCUGGAGACUGUGAUGGUGUGCUCCCUGAUGAUCGUCAUCAUGGGCGGCGCCUCGCUCCACUCUUUCUCCCUGGCGGUCACGUUCGGGCUGCUCAAUGCAACAUACACGACCCUCCUGGUGUGCACUCCCUUCUGGUACCUGCUGCGCGUGCUGGUCAUGCGCUGGGCAGGCAAACAGACCGCCAGCUCAAGCAGCCUGCCGCCGCCACAGCAGGCUCAGAAUGGCAGCGCGAGGCACAAAGAGUUUUACGAAUUGGGCGAAUCCAAGGCGUCCUUCAAAACCACGAGCUCCUCUGAGAACAGCGGCGGCAUCCUAGCGCCACACGCGUGA
Chlorella variabilis is the source of this 2226-nucleotide messenger RNA. RefSeq lists its product as hypothetical. The transcript has 13 exons. NCBI's taxonomy places the organism in Eukaryota, Viridiplantae, Chlorophyta, Trebouxiophyceae, Chlorellales, Chlorellaceae. The record is from RefSeq and is a predicted model, not a curated record. The coding region runs from base 1 to 2226 and encodes 741 amino acids.